ACCGCCCACUUCAUCGGAUUUCCGCCCUCGCAUUACUUCUCUUACGAAUACAGAUCCAUUCUAUCAUUUGAGGGCCAUUGGGAACUCGUGUCCUCCAUCCAGCAUGUCACUCACUGCGCGGGAACGACGAAAUCCUCCGCCGCGGCGGAAGUCCUGCGCCGCAUGCAUCAAGGCUAAGCGGCGCUGCGACAUGGCCGUCCCAGCGUGUAUGCGAUGCUCUCAGCGACGCGUGCAUUGUCAGUAUCCAAACCGGGGCAUCCAAAACCAGAAUCCCGUGAGGUCCCAACCAGACCCGAUGUCGGGUCUGUUGAUCGGGGAUGCGAUGUGUCUAUCGCCAUCAACAGUGGGGCAGCUUGAGGGAAGCAACGGCGACUUCAACUCGGUUGCGGCAACUAUCGAUGCGGCGAACAUCGAUCCAAGCGUCAGAAACUUGGCGCCUUUUGAACUUCCGAUCUAUGAUGACACCUUGGAUCUAUUGGAUACCCUAGAUAUUUUACAACAACAACCAUCAACGCUAGUUCCUCCAUCAACAAGGGUGUUUGAUGCGGUUCCAGAGACAAUCGCGAAUCGGUUGCAGUGGUCCAUAGACGAGAUCCGCAAGGCACCAAAGAGUAUGGUUCUAGAAAACCAGACACCUUGGUGUCAUCCAAUGGUAUACAAGGAUGAGAUGCCUCGGUCUAUGCAAGAUGCCCACGCCUGCUGUGCAUUGUACCUAGCAAAGAACCGUGUGAAUGCACCUAUCAUAUUUCGCUCCAUCGAAUCCCGGGUCAGCGAUCUCCUCCGUUCGCCGGCCCCGAACGCUCCCAAGGAGUGUCUUGCACACACCCAAGCCCUGCUACUCUACCAGAUCAUCCGUCUCUUAGACGGCGACAUUGGUGCUCGGGUCUCCGCCGAGCGUGAUCUCAUAGCUAUUGAGACCUCUGCUAUUGCCCUGUUUGCAUACGCCCAGUUCGACCUCGACCCAGCCGCAAAAGAGCUGCCGUUGUUUCCCAUCACACCCACCAAGACGUUUUGGAUCGAGUGGGUCCUACAAGAGUCGAUACGCCGCACACUCCUCCUAACAUUCUACUUCUUGCAAGCGUAUCGAAUCAUGACGCUCCAAAAGGGGCUGCAGUGCGAUGGAAAGUUGGGGCUCUGCCACUCAUGGACGGUGUCGUCUUACUUGUGGCAGGCGCGGACGCCAAUGGAAUUUGCAGAGGCAUGGACGAAGAAAAGGCAUUUUGUAGUAACGAAUGCUAGCUUUACUGAGUUGUUGCAGGAGGCGAUGGCGGGUGAUAUAGAUUCGUAUGGGAAGAUAUUUAUCACAUCAUUGAUGGGGAUUGAUGAGGCGGAAGGAUGGUUUGCAAGUCGAGGGGGCAGUCUUUGAAAGAGCUGUAAACGAUGACUUUCAUUAGGGGUAUUUACCGAUACGAACGCCAAUUUGCAUCUGCCCGAGUAGUUGAAUGAGCAACACGAUGGAUAUAAGAUCGAAUGCAUUACUCGACGGCGUCAUGCCCGCCAAUUUUCUCAGGCAAGCCCGACGCCAGGCAAGAUAGAGGAGCGUUUAUUGUAACACGGCGGCAUUGAUUUGCGUA
Molecule: messenger RNA, 1574 nt
Organism: Ilyonectria robusta
Lineage: Eukaryota; Fungi; Ascomycota; Sordariomycetes; Hypocreales; Nectriaceae
Exons: 2
Coding region: 104-1366 (420 amino acids)
Biological process (GO): regulation of DNA-templated transcription
Molecular function (GO): DNA-binding transcription factor activity, RNA polymerase II-specific; zinc ion binding
Source: RefSeq, a predicted model, not a curated record